AUGUUCUAUGGCUGCUUCGAGUCAUGUGACUGCCAGGUCCAGUUCCAAUGGGAUGGAGACCAGGUGAUGUUUGCUGACUUUAAGAGUGGACGAACAGUGUGGACGGCGCCCCUGAUGUCAGAGUUAGAAAAGCCAAUGUCAGAGGGAUUUUACAUACUGGCUCAAGAUAGCAAACUCAGACUGUGUAAACAUUAUCUCUCUAAAGCCACGCAGAUCGACAAGAAUCCCACUGAGGAAAAAGCCCCAACAAUGCUAGUCUAUCCCAGAGAGGAGGCAGAGCUGGGGAAACAGACCGUCCUCUACUGUUACAUCAGUCACUUCUACCCGCCCUCCAUCAACGUCACAUGGACCAGGAAUGGUUUAACGGUGACGGAAGGUGUGACUCUCAGCAACCUCUACCCUGAGUCUGACGGGACCUUCAGUCAGCUGACCAGCCUCUCUGUUAGUCCAGAGACAGACGAUGUGCUGGGUUGCAUCGUGCAGCAUCAAACCCUGAUUCACCCUGUCACCACAGCAUGGGCGCUGCCUGUGAAGCCGGAUGCUUCUGGACCAGUGGUGUGUCUCUCUGUGGGAGUCAUCUGUCUCACUGUUGGAAUCAUCAUCUUCAUCAUAAGUGCCAACGACUCCCUCCGACAUCGGCUGUGUGAAAGCUGGCAGACAGCUUUCCACAGGGUUCCUGAAUAA
Scomber scombrus (Atlantic mackerel) is the source of this 684-nucleotide messenger RNA. Its product is annotated as H-2 class II histocompatibility antigen, A-K alpha chain-like. The record is from RefSeq and is a predicted model, not a curated record. Lineage: Eukaryota; Metazoa; Chordata; Actinopteri; Scombriformes; Scombridae. Bases 1 to 684 code for a protein of 227 amino acids. Gene Ontology annotation, cellular component: MHC class II protein complex; membrane. Gene Ontology annotation, molecular function: MHC class II protein complex binding. Gene Ontology annotation, biological process: positive regulation of T cell activation; immunoglobulin production involved in immunoglobulin-mediated immune response; peptide antigen assembly with MHC class II protein complex. The transcript has 3 exons.